This is a messenger RNA of Durusdinium trenchii, 768 nucleotides long. The record is from the annotation of a GenBank genome assembly. Lineage: Eukaryota; Dinophyceae; Suessiales; Symbiodiniaceae.
CAGGCUGGCUGGCUUCAGUUUGAAGCAGGAGCUCAUGCUCAUAUUAUGGCCCAACAUUCUGCUGAAGAAAUGCAAAUCAUUUUGUACCGUGGGCGAGAUUUGGUGCUUUAUGAUGCACACCACCACCGGGCAUUUGCCCGGAGAGUGACGCAGGAGCAAGCACAAGUUUUGCUUCGCAACCGCAGGAACAGCUCCUGUCCUUUGUGUAAGCAAGCGUUGAGUGAUUCAUGGGCAUUUGUAGUGGAGGGCUACUGGGAAACAAUAAGAAGAGUUUUCUCCGCGAAUGCUUCUUGUGAUGAAGAAGCGGCAGCAAUUGCGCAACUUCAUAGCAUCGCUGCAGGGCUGUUGAACACAGGGUAUUACGCUCGGUUUUUCAAGGAGGAGAGAAAAUUGGGUUCAGGGUCAUUCGGUUCGGUCUACUUAUGUACUCACAUGAUGGAUGAAAUUGAGUUGGGAGUUUUUGCAGUCAAGAAGUUGGCACUUGGGGAUGAUGCCAAGCGACUUCGACAAGUCGUUCGAGAAGUGAAAGCCUUGGAGAAACUACGACACAUCAAUGUGAUUGACUACAAGCAUUCGUGGCUUGAAAUUGAUCGUCACUCUGAGCUGUGCCCAUAUGUGCCGUUUUUGUACAUCCUUAUGGAGGUUCGGAUGCACCUAGCGUUUUUGUCUUCAAAAAUAUCAACAUUCUGUACUACAAUGUGUCCGCUUUGCGUUUUGGUACCGCUUGUUGUUAGGUGUCAACUCAGGAAUAUUGCAACUAUGGUUCAC